Sapajus apella (tufted capuchin) is the source of this 3201-nucleotide messenger RNA. RefSeq names its product leucine rich repeat containing 56 (gene LRRC56). The coding region runs from base 1270 to 2865 and encodes 531 amino acids. Lineage: Eukaryota; Metazoa; Chordata; Mammalia; Primates; Cebidae. The transcript has 13 exons. The record is from RefSeq and is a predicted model, not a curated record. Gene Ontology annotation, molecular function: protein binding.
CGAGCGCACCCUUGCGGUGGGAGCCGCAGGCCUCGCUCUACGCCCGGUGUUCGGGGGGAGCCCGCGCCGAGACCUGGGCGAGGGAGAAAGCGGCACAGCCGGCGGGGACGCAGUGAUGGUCCCCAUGUCAGAUCUGGGCCUCUGGGGACCCUGGCCCCCACCGGCCCCUGGGCCUGCACUGAAGGGGCUCCCUGUCAGGGGACCGGAGGGGCCCCAAGCCCUGCCCCGAGGGAGACGCAGAGGCAAGGACUCAGGAUGCUCCGGAGGCUCCAGGGUGGGGCUCAGGAGGGGGGCAGGCCCUAACCCUCACAGCCCCCAUCGUGAAGGGGCCAGGGCUCCCGGGGAUCCAGAGUUGAUGAGCUACCCACCAGGGAAUGGCAGUAGCUGGGGUCUGGAGCCUGGAGGGUCACAGAGAGGAUUCGGGGUGGGAGCAGGGCCGUGAAGUGCAUGGAUGGUUCAGGCCUGGGCAAGAACUCCAGGAGCAGUGUCUGAGGUGGGAGUCCAGUGGGGCUUCUGACUCCACAGCCUCCAACCCCUGGUCCUUGCACCCCCAGGCGUUGGGGCUCAGACCAGCCUGAUACUUGGGGCUCUCGGGCACAGAGGAAACGAGGGUGACUGACUCAGCCCCUGGUACCACCCGUGGGUGUCCAGGGGCUGCCUCACCCGGCCAGUUCUCGCCCUCCAUGAGGCUGGAGGCCUGGAUGGAGGUGGCAGGGUCCUGCUGAGGCCUCAGGCCUUGCCUGGCUGGAGAAAGGCAGCCAGCAGGGGAGAGUGGCUGGAAACUCCAUGAGACGCUACCGCAGGCUUCUUUCAGCCUUGCUGUAGGUCACCUUCCAGACCAGGCCACUGAGGCACGGGAGCCUGCGCUACUGCCCCGUUCCAGCACUCCCCCCACCACCUCCGUCAACGGCCAGCCACGGCGGCUGGCACUGGGCAGCUCUAGACAGGAUGGAGAGGAUGCGUCUUCAACAUCCGCACGAGGUCAACAGAUAAAAGCCAGGGCGUUCUAAGUGGCUGUAUGCGCAUCCGCCUGUGGACGGCUUCCUUCUACAAAUAUUUUAGCACCCUCUCCUGCGACUGUGGACAGCAAAGAAGCACCCAGCUCCGGGGCGAGGCAGGCCCUCAACCCAACGCGUAGUUCCCUUGGGCACAGUGACCCGGCCAGGAAGCCACCCUGACUCGCAGGUACUGCCUGAGGCUCAUGCCGCCUCCUUGCCUGGAUGUUUGACCCACAGCAGAAGAAGGCGGCUGCCUGCAGGUUUCACGUGAAUGGACCCAGUCUGGGACAGAUCCCGUGGGUCUCGGCCCAGCACCGCCAGCGUCCGGGUGCGGGAGCUGAGCUGGCAAGGCCUGCAGAACCCCUGCCCACAGAGCAAGGGCCCUGGCGGCCAGCAGGGCAGCCGCAGAGAGCAGCGGGUGGAAGAGUACCUGUCCCCCGCCCGACUGCAGGCCCUGGCCCUGGUGGAUGACCUUCGGCUGGUGAGGGCGCUGGAGGUGUGUGUGGACACCCGCGAGGGCAGCCUGGGGAACUUUGGGGUGCACCUGCCCAACCUGGACCAACUGAAGCUGAAUGGCAGCUACCUGGGCUCCCUCAGGGACCUGGGCACAUCUCUGGGCCACCUGCGGGUGCUGUGGCUGGCUCGCUGUGGCCUCACUGACCUGGAUGGCAUCGCCGCUUUGCCAGUGCUGAAGGAACUCUACGCCUCCUACAACAACAUCUCAGACCUGAGCCCGCUGUGCCUGCUGGAGCAACUGGAGCUGCUAGACCUGGAGGGCAACAGCGUGGAGGACCUGGGGCAGGUGCGCUUCCUGCAGCUGUGCCCUCGCCUGGCCACCCUCACCCUGGAGGGCAACCUGGUGUGCCUGCAGCCGGCCCCCGGCCCCGCCAACAAGGUGCCCAGGGGUUACGACUACAGGGCCGCAGUGAGGAAGCUCAUCCCCCAGCUUCGGGUCCUGGACGAAGUUCCGGCCACGCACACAGGCCCACCGUCCUGCCUGCGGCUGAGCCAGGACUGGCUUGCGGUGAAGGAGGCCAUCAAGAAGGGCCACGGCCUCCCCCAGCUGGACUGUCCCCACGGAGGCCCCAUCCGGAGACUUGACCCUGAGCUGUCCCUGCCUGAGACGCAGCCCCGAACCUCCAGGCCCUGGCCCUUCGCGCUGCUGGUCCCUGGGGGCCCCCUGCCUGAAGGCCUGCUUUCUGAGGACCCAGCCCCAGAAGAUAAUACCAGCAGCCUCACCCAUGGUGCUGGCCAAGUCCUGUGUGGGAACCCCACCAAAGGCCUGCGGGAGCAUAGGCACCAGUGCCAGGGCAGGGAGCCCCCGGAGCAGCUGUCCCAGCACAGGCCAGGAGAUCUGGCCCCCAGCACUUCCAGCCCAGAGCCUGACCCUGCAGACAGCUCUGACUUCCUGGCCUUGGCCAGGCUUAGGCCCUGGAGGGAGCUUGGCAUGGGGCACCUGGAGUCCCAACAGGAAGGGGCUGUAGCCCCCGGGAGCCGACGGAGGGCCCCUGAAGAGCAAGUGCACCAGGCAGAGUCCAAGACUCCCCCCAGGCCCCCGAGCCUGGCCUCAGAGCCCCCCAGGACCUUCCGAUGUCAACUGGUCCCUUCUCCUCCCAAGCACCCGAUGCCACCAGCUUCUGGCAGCAGCUCCCCCCGGUGGCCCACAGACCUGCAGUCCAGGGGGCGUCGGCUCCGAGCCCUGGGCAGCUGGGGGCCUGGCGUGGGUGAUGGGGCGGCGGCAAUGGCCUCAGACCUGAGCCCUGGAGCCCAGGGAUGUCCUGGCCCAAAGCCGGCACCAGACGCAUCAGCCAGAAUCCCCAGGGCAGCCGAACUCCCCCACCCCACCCCCUUCCCCCACUUAGUGUAGCCCCACUGCCAAGUUACACUGUGCUGGGGCCACGACCUGCCCACAUAUGUGGUCACAGGGGCGCUGGGUGGGCUUGGCCUCAUGGAGCACAGAACGUCUGGGCGGGUGCGUUGGUGGGUGGAGGGAAUGCCUGGCCCUGGGGAGGACCCUCUUGGUGGAGGAGAGGGGGGGCUCGGGCUUGAACCCACUUUAGGCCCCCGACAGGGUUUGGCGUGGGAAGGGAGGGUCCCGAUCCAGCCUUCCUUCCGGCCAGGCUUUCCCGUGGGCACAGGUUGGGGGGUGGUCACAGGGGCAGGCCUGUCAGAGGGCUCUCCGGCUAGAGUUGGGUGUGGCCGA